Messenger RNA from Linum tenue, 3369 nucleotides. Lineage: Eukaryota; Viridiplantae; Streptophyta; Magnoliopsida; Malpighiales; Linaceae. The record is from the annotation of a GenBank genome assembly.
AUUGAAUGUCUGUCUCUGUAAUAAAGCCCUUUGUUCUUCUGUUCUGCAGCUUCUUCCAUCGCAUUCCUUCAUUCCCUGCUUCAUUUCAUUUCCCUCCUGAAGCCUACCUUUCCAUUUCUGCACACCAAGAAAUUACCCCCUACCAAAUUUGACCUUUCUCCCUGUCAACCUGGAUUGGCUCUGUCAAUCUCUGUCCUACAGAGACAAUUGAUUCAGAGUUCUUCCAGAGCGAUAUAAAAAGGGGCCUUUUUUCUUCCUCUUGUCCCCUCUUUAUCUCUCUCUUCUUCUGGGUUUCCCCUGUUUUUCUCCUUUGUUUCUUCUUCUAAUUCUUUCUCACCGUUUCCCCUGAUUCGUUGAAUUUGUAAAGUCGGGAGCUUUAUUCAUUUUUCCGCACAGUUUCCGUUUCUUCCCGCCCUUUGUUGUCCUGGGUUUCGGCUUUUGUGGCCUCUCGUUUUCCUGAUCUUCCGGGGCAGCUGGGGGUUUUGAUUGAAAUCAAAUAGGAGUCGAAAAGCAACUUGUUAUUUCUCCUGGGGUUUGUCUUUGAUUGCUGGUUUUUGCUGACUCCGUAGAUCCCUGAAGAAAAAGUUCCUAUCGGGAAAUGGGGAAGCCAACGGGGAAGAAGACUACUCCUCAAUCCCCCAGAACGCCCAAAACGCCCAGAAGCGAUAGCAGCAAGCAGCAGCCCAAGCUAUCUUCCGACAAAUCUUCCAAGGCCUUUGACGAGGACACAGCAAUCUUCAUCAGUAUGGCACUGGAGCUCAAAGAAGAAGGCAACAGGCUGUUCCAGAAGCAUGACCAUGAAGGGGCCAUGUUGAAGUAUGAGAAGGCUGUCAAGCUACUUCCCAAGAACCACAUCGAUGUUGCUUAUCUGCGCAGCAAUAUGGCCGGUUGCUAUAUGCAAAUGGGUCUUGGUGAGUAUCCUCGAGCUAUUAACGAGUGUAAUUUGGCUUUGGAGGUUUCUCCCAAAUACAGUAAGGCCUUGUUGAAGAGAGCUAGAUGUUAUGAGGCCUUGAAUCGAUUGGAUUUGGCUUGGAGAGAUGUUAAGCAUGUUUUGGCCAUGGAACCCAGUAACUCUGCUGCCCUUGAGAGUCUGGAGAGUAUUAAACAGGCUAUGGCUGAUAAGGGUAUGAGUUUUGAUGAACAGUCCGUUGUUGCUGAGGAGGCAGAGAAGGUUGCUGGUGCCUCUCGUUUGCGGAAAGUUGUGAAAGAGAAGAUAAAGAAGAAGAAGAAGGGUGAUAAAAUAGAGGAGAAGAAGGCAGAUGAGAAGGAGAAAGUUGUUGUGGAGGAUAAGAAAGUGACUCCUGUGAUUAAGACGAAAGAGGUGAUUGUGAAGACUGUUCAGGCUGAGAGAGUGGUGACGAAAGAGGUUAAAGAAGAACAGAAGCCGGUUUCCAAGACCGUGAAGUUGGUCUUAGGGGAAGACAUAAGGUGGGCACAGUUGCCUGCGAAUUGUUCUGUUGGGUUGCUAAGGGAUAUAGUUCUAGACAGGUUUCCUGGCUUGAAAGGUGUUCUUGUGAAGUAUAGGGACCAAGAGGGUGAUUUGGUUACUAUUACGUCCACGGAUGAGCUGAAGUUGGCAGAAGCAUCUAUUGGUUCACAGGGAUCGCUUAAGUUCUAUGUUGUCGAGGUUAGUCUGGAUCUAGAGCCAGCUUAUGAGCGGACAAAGAAAGAGGAGAAUGGAAAUGUUGGCAGCCAGGAACAAACCCUUGUUGUUCCUGAGAAUGGGAAUGGUGGGGGAGGAAGCAAUGACCCCCAAAACGAGGCUGCUUCUAUCGAUGAUUGGAUUAUCCAGUUUGCGCGACUGUUCAAGAACCAUGUCGGGUUCGAUUCUGAUAGUUAUUUGGAUAUUCAUGAACUGGGGAUGAAGCUUUACUCAGAGGCAAUGGAGGAUACUGUAACAAGUGAAGAAGCCCAGGAGCUGUUUGAUAUUGCUGCGGACAAAUUUCAAGAGAUGGCAGCAUUGGCCUUAUUCAAUUGGGGGAAUGUUCACAUGUCAAGAGCUAGGAAGAGGGUCUUUUUCCCUGAAGACGGUUCCAGGGAGACCUUACUGGAACUAAUUAAGAGUGCCUAUGAAUGGGGGAAGACUGAAUAUAUGAAGGCUGGAGAGAGAUACCGCGAGGCCCUUAAAUUGAAACCAGAUUUCUAUGAAAGUCUUCUGGCACUUGGCCAGCAGCAAUUUGAGCAAGCAAAGCUUUGUUGGUAUCAUGCUAUUGGUAGCAAGAUCGAUUUGGAGAAUGGGCCUUCUGAGGAGGUGCUAGACCUGUACAACAAGGCUGAAGACUGCAUGGAAAGAGGUAUGCAGAUGUGGGAGGAGAUUGGGGAGCAGCGCCAAAAUGGAAUCUCCAAAUUUGACAAGUAUAAAUCUCAGCUAGAGAAAUUAGGGAUGGACAAUCUAUUGAAAGAACUAUCACCUGAAGAAGCUGCAGAGCAGGCGGCAAACAUGAGCUCCCAGAUAAACCUCUUAUGGGGAACUAUGCUGUAUGAACGUUCUGUUGUGGAGUAUAGGCUAGAGCUACCAACUUGGGAAGAAUGUCUCGAGGUUGCCGUUGAAAAGUUUGAACUUGCUGGAGCUUCUCCAACAGAUAUAGCAGUUAUGAUAAAGAACCACUGUUCCAAUGUAACAGCUUUUGACGGUUUGAGCUUCAAAAUUGAUGAGAUAGUACAAGCAUGGAAUGAAAUGUAUGAUGCUAAGAGGUGGGAGAUUGGUGUUCCAUCUUUUAGGUUAGAGCCAUUGUUUCGUCGCCGGGCUCCAAAGCUUCACUAUAUGUUGGAGUCAUUUUGAUACUUUAUGGGUAGUUGGGCAUUCUUGGAGUGUUGUUAUACAGAUUCUUCAGAUUUUUUGGUGGUCCAUCUUGCAAAAGGGUUACGUUGUUACCAGUCAAAUAUAGGUCUUUUUUCUUUUAUUGGAUUUGGAACUUGGGUAAGUUUCAGUUUUACAGCUAUUGUUUGCUCGUGGAGAGCGAAUGAUGGUUGGAGAGUUUGGUGUUCUGGGUUUGGAAAGUAUUGAGCUUUCGCCCUCCAUUUUGGCUUUGAGGGGAUUUUGGAUUUGGGUUGUGAAGAACCAGCACAUGUUGCUCACGUUUACUUCCAUACUUUUGGUUGCAUUUCCUGUUCUGGGUGGUUUUGGCUUUUUUAUUUGUUGUUGUUGGGGGGUUAUAGUGUAAGUUAAAGGGGUGGAAAUAGAAGAAGAGUAUAUGCUGUGAUUUGUUUCGUUUCUGAGAAACAAUAAAGAGUGGUGGCAAAGGGCAAAAAGCCACUGCCUUUUGGUCUUUGUUGUAUAUUUGGGGAUUUGAUGCUUGUGAUAUUCCUACUGUUAUGAAUAGCAUUUAAUUGUUAUUGGUCUUUUCUUAUUGUGGAUGGAAUUCAUGG